Messenger RNA from Drosophila serrata, 3749 nucleotides. RefSeq names its product Artemis (gene Arts). Gene Ontology annotation, biological process: protein import into nucleus. The record is from RefSeq and is a predicted model, not a curated record. NCBI's taxonomy places the organism in Eukaryota, Metazoa, Arthropoda, Insecta, Diptera, Drosophilidae. Gene Ontology annotation, molecular function: small GTPase binding.
UAUUUUAUUUCGAACGAAACAUAUUUCAAAAACUAUACAUACUUUUUCCUUGGUUUUAAAACAUCGAUGGUCAGCUUCGAUAACUAUCAGUGUUUUCCAUCCCUGCGGGCGGCAAAACGUGCACGAUUUUCCGUCCCUGGACAGUUUUUCGCGAAUUUCUCUCCCGCCGCCUACCAAAUUCUCGGCCCGCUGUUGAUUUUCUCCUGGUUUUAGAUUGUACACACAUAAAGCUGCAAAGAUGGAGCAAGCUAUGACAGAAAUUAUCAACGGUCUUCUGUGCACCGAGACUGACAAGAUUCGUGCGGCGACGGCCGCUUUGAUGAAGGCUUAUGAGACUCCAGAGAGUCUGCUUUGUCUGGUUCAUAUUGUGAACACUAACAAGGAGACCCAGAUACGCCACUAUGCAGCCGUGCUCCUGAAUAAGCGACUCUCCAAAUUGCGCCAGUGGUUGACGGUCCCUGCAGAGCACAAAGCCACCAUCAAGAGGGACAUGCUGCAGGCCCUCGUCACGGAAGAGGAGAAGAGUGUGCGGAACGCUGUCGCCCAGUUUGUGGCCACUUUGGUGAAGCAUGAGGCAGACAAGACGGGUUCUUGGAUGCCAGAGCUGCUCAACUAUAUCUUCGAACGCUGCAGCAGUGCUGAUCCCAAGGAGAGUGAGCGGGGCUCCUCGACCUAUGCCACGCUAACGGCCGCCGCACCCGAUCAGUUCAGCGUGCACAUGGAAACCAUCUGCCAGUUGUUCUCCAACGUGCUUCUGGCUGCAGAAACCCAGGGCGACCUGACAACACCCACAGUGACCAAUAUGAUAACGGGUACAAGCUAUUUGCUGCCUUUUAUCGCGGGUAAUACUGCCACCGAGCAAACGGUAGUCAAGGUCCUGCCGCUUGUCACCAAAGCGCUGCACGCGAUCGCCCUGAAGGGCAACGCCGAUCAGUUUCUAGCGGUCUUCGAUAUAUUCGAAAGCAUGGUCCAGUAUGUUCCCCAUCUGCUCACCAACGUGAAACUGAUGCUGGAGUUCUGCCUAAUGACCGCGAGCAACAGACAGAUAGAGGAUGGAAUUCGCGUUUCUGUGAUUGCGUUCCUCGGCAGUCUUGUGCACAUCAAAAAGAAGGCCAUCGUUAAGCAGAAGCUCCUGGAGCCCACUCUGUCUGUCAUCUUUGAGAUAAUGUGCACUGAGGCUGAUCCCGAUGACGAUGAGGACUACUUUGUAGACGAAAGCUCCAACCGCCCAAUGACGGCAGUUAUGCAGACCAUGGAUUUACUAGCUAUCCACAUGCCGCCGGAAAAGCUAAUUGCUCCUCUGCUGCAGCUGUUAGAGCCGGCCUUGCAAAAUCCGGAUCCGAAACGCAGAAGCGCCGCCUACCACUGCAUGGCCAUGAUAGCCGAGGGUUGUUCAGAGACCAUAAGCCAUAAGUAUUUAAAGGUUAUGCUUACUAUAAUUAAGGGCGGCAUCGCUGACAACGCGCCCGAGGUGCGUGUGGCCGCAUUUUUCGCCCUCGGCCAGUUUUCCGAGUACUUGCAGCCGGAAAUCUCCAAGUAUGCACCGCUGAUUUUGCCUGUGUUAUUUGACUAUCUACACCAGCUGGUAGUGGAACUCCGGGGUGGUCAGCCGGAGCCAAAGAGUGUCAAUCGGAUGUUCUAUGCUAUGGACACUUUUUGUGAGAAUCUGGGAGAGGACAUCGUUCCUCAUUUGCCCAUAUUGCUUGAACGCCUAUUCGAGUUACUGGAUCCCAAAAACUCAGCAAAGAUUCGUGAGUACGCUCUGUGCAGCGUGUCAAGUGCGUCCGAGGCAGCAAAGGAGCACGUAGCGCCAUACUUCCCAAGGAUUUUUGAGAUUCUUAAGACGUUUCUGCUGAAGGAUGUCCCGGAUGAGAUGGAACCGCUGCGACUCCAGGCCAUCGAUACGCUGGCUUCGAUUACUCGUGUCGUGGGUAAGGAACACUUUCUGCCGUUGGCCAACGACACGAAGAAUUACUGCCUGAUGAUGUUGGACGAGGGACCCAACGACCCGGACUUCCGUCGCGGCAUUUACAGUCUGAUCGGCGCUCUCUCUUACGUGGUGAACGAGAGCAUGGCCGAAGUUUUUCCUCAGGUCAUACCUCGACUCAUUCAAACUGUGAUUUCCACUGAGGAAGUCGAACUGUGUCUGCCGGACAAGCCGGAGAGGGAUUUAAUUCUGGAGGCGGCCAGCGCGGACGAAGAAAUCGAUCUGGAGAAUACGGACGACGAGGAUGAAGACGAACUGGACGGCUACCAGGUGGAAAAUGACUAUCUCGUUGAGAAAGAGGUGGCUAUAGGGACGCUUCGUGACUUUGCAGCCAACACUGGUGCCGCCUUCACCCCCUAUCUUCAGUCGGCUUUUGAGAACGUUUACAAGACGCUCGACCAUGCCUCCAACGACAUUCGCACAACAUCUGUCACUGCCCUCUGCGAGUUCGUAGCUGCUCUUAACAAGUCUGGUGAUACCGGCGGCGUAACUCGCGCUUGCGAGAUCUUGAUACCAAAGUUCUCUGCGAUGAUGCGUAACGACGAGGUUGAAGAGGUGCUCGUGCAUCUGCUCGAUGAAGUGGGUCAACUUUUCCGGAUCAACAAGCAGCUGGCCAUGCCGAACCAGGAGUGUGCCGAAAUGAUCUACGGCUGCAUCAGGGACUCUUUUCUGCACAAAAUGACCUGCCAGUUUAACGAUCAGAGCGGCGGCGGUGAAGACGAUGAUGAUGAGGAGGAAAGCGAGAAUGCAGAUAUGAUUUUGGAGAAUGCCGCCAAUCUGGUGGCUUCGUUUGGCUUCGCCCUUGACCCACAGACGUUCUCGCUGUACUUUGGCCGCCUAUUUCACUUCUUGACCCAAAAACUGGCCAAGGCAAAGAAGAAUGAUCAGGCGGAGCACAGGGCGUACAUCUACGGAACUCUGGCCGAUUCAUUCCAGAGCCUGGAAAGCUGUUCCGCCACAUAUUUCGACACUGUCUGCCCCUUGUUCCUGGCUGGGGCCAACGAUACCGAUGCCAAAUCGCGUCAGAACUCGUAUUACGCCCUCGGCGAGCUAGUAAUGCAUUCCGAAGAGAAGUCAUUCGAUUCGUAUCCGACGAUCCUGCAAACACUUUCCGAUGCGAUCGCUAGGGAGACGGCUCCCUCAGCCCUGGACAACAUUUGCGGAGCAGUGGCACGCCUGAUUUUGACAAAUAUUCAGGCUGUACCGCUGGCGGCCGUCUUGCCGGUGUUUCUGUCCCAUCUGCCACUGCGCGAGGAUUUUGAAGAGUACGACGCUGUGCUGAAGACGUUCCAAAUGCUUUACACCCAGGCCAAUCCCAGCAUUGUCGAUCAUAUCGAGCAAAUGGUGUACGUCAUUCUCCAGGCUCUGCAGCAAAAGCAUAUAACCGAUCAGGAUAUCAUCACUAACGCAAUCGAAUUCGUCAAGCUGAUUCGCGCCCACCAUCCGGACAAGUUUAACAAUGUUGCCAACUCGAACCCAGAGAUGUGCCAGUUUGUGCAGACCCUUUAAGCGAUGACACCACCGGCCUGUAGAAUUUUCCACGCAGACAGCCACAGCAACCAUACAACUCACACAAUUAUAAUUUGGUUAAUGAAGUCACAACCCUUUCCCGCCGCUUCGCCAUGGGAUGGAUCAUAUAGCAUUAAGCUCGCCGCCCAGAAGUGUCUUUCAAAUUGAGCGUUACAUUGUUUUCUAUGAGGCCCGUUAAAAUGCGGAAAUGUUUUUUAAUUUGUAACUUAUGCCCUGAAAUAAAUAAAGAAUA